AUGAACCACACUUGGACAUACAACCUGAGCUUUGGUGAACCUACAGAUCCUGUUGAGCCAAGGGUUGGACUUUCACGAAAUGGGCACACAGUAGUGGCUGUUUUUCUUGGACUUAUCUUGUUUUUUGGUUUCUUGAAUAACUUGAUUGUCCUCAUCCUCUUCUGCAAGUUUAAAACCCUCCGUAACCCAGUCAACAUGCUCCUCCUGAACAUCAGUAUCAGCGACAUGUUAGUGUGCAUCUCGGGCACCACCCUCAGUUUUGCAUCUAACAUCCAUGGCAAAUGGAUUGGAGGGGAACAUGGUUGCAGGUGGUAUGGCUUUGUCAAUUCCUGCUUUGGCAUUGUGUCCCUGAUCUCCCUGGCUGUCCUGUCCUAUGAACGCUACAGCACAAUCACCCUGUGCAACAAACGCAGCGCUGACUACCGCAAGGCAUUGUUGGCUGUCGGUGGUUCAUGGAUUUAUUCCCUGAUCUGGACCGUGCCACCUCUGGUUGGUUGGAGCAGUUACGGGGUAGAAGGUGCGGGUACGAGCUGUUCAGUACGCUGGUCUUCGGAGUCAGCUGAGUCCACAUCCUACAUCAUCUGUCUCUUCAUAUUCUGCUUGGUCAUCCCUGUGAUGGUCAUGAUGUACUGCUACGGUCGCCUCCUUUACGCUGUUAAACAGGUCAGUUUUAAAAGUUUCCUUAAACACUCCUACCACCACUACUACAACUGCUACUACACCAAGACUCCUCUGACUGUUUUAAGAGUUAUAUUAAAAGCAGUAGUAGAUCUCACUGAUUUGCCCGAUAUGUCUAAAGCAGUUGUGGCAAACAUGCUGAUGGAACGAAGUAUCAUAGAAAAG
Leptosomus discolor (cuckoo roller) is the source of this 843-nucleotide messenger RNA. The record is from RefSeq and is a predicted model, not a curated record. NCBI's taxonomy places the organism in Eukaryota, Metazoa, Chordata, Aves, Leptosomiformes, Leptosomidae.